AUGUUUAAUAAUUUUUCAAAAAAGGCACUGAGAAUCCUAAAAAAAGUUGAUAUGUUUUCAUAGCCUGUUUUACUAUUGAUCAAAUAAGAACAGGGACAUAAAACAUUAUUUGGUGCUUGCUUGACUUUGGGAUUGAUUUCUUUCUUCCUUUAUCUACUUAUAAUAAAUCUACUUGAUUUAAGGCAAGGUAAAAACCUAAAUUCACUGUCAGCUGAGAUUUAUCAUGCAUCACCAAAAUAAUUCAAAAUGAAUGAAUAAAAUUUUACAUUAACUUUUGCCCUUUAAUCGUCCUCUUUCAAUACAUAUAUAGAUGAAUCAAUCUAUGUUGUGGAAGCAAAAAUUUAAACUAAAACCACUAAAAUGUAUUAAAUGAAUUCAAUUAUUAGUUUAGAUAAUUAAAAAAUUAAUGAAUGGACUUAGUAAGAUCUUCCAUUAACAACUUGUGUUCCAGAACUCAUUCGAUAAGUUGAAUUAUAAGAAUAUUUUUCUCAUUUAGAUUUACCAACUAAUUAUUGUAUUGAUUGGGAUAGAAUUAAAGAGCUAAAUUUAGAAGGCACUUUUGGUUCUCUAGUUUAUAGUGCUAUUUUAUUAGAAUUUAAAAUUUGCAAUGAUUUAACAAAAAAAUCAAAAGAAUGCAAAUCAAAGGAUGAAAUUAAAAAAUAGUUAGAAUAGAAUUAUUUUUCUUUUUAAAUGUCCUCAUACGUUGUAGAUGUGAAAAAUGAUAAUUACCCUUUUUUAUCAAAAGUAGAAGAUACUUUCACUACUAUAUCUAGUAAGAUUUUUAAAGAAAUAUCUUUUUAUAUGUAGCCAAUUACAGUAUUUACAGAUGUAGGACUUAUAAAUGAAGAUUACUAAGUUCAAAACACCUUAAGAUAUAAAAGACAUUCAGAAAUGAUUGACUUAAAUGAGAGUGAUUUAAUCAUGAAUGUUGUAAUACGAUUAGAUUAAAUUGAAUAAUAAUAUUAUAGAAACUACACCAAAAUUCAAAUAAUCAUAAGUUAAAUGGGCGGACUUUGGCAGGUAUUUUUUAUUGUUGCUUUUCUUCUUUAGAAACCAAUAAAUAUUCUUUCUUAUUAUGUUAAAAUUGUAAAUUCGUUAUUUGAAUUCGAGUAAGAGAAAAAACCAUUUAUAAAUAAAAGAAAAAAAUAUCAUAAUCCAGAAACACUAUAAUAAGAAUUUUCUACAAGAUAAUAAUAUCAAUCUACCAGAGAAGUAUCAUUUUUUCAGAAUAAAAACAAAAUACGACAAAGAUUAGAAUCUAUAAAAAUAAAGUAGAAACAAAUGGAAGCGAUAGAUUCUCAAGUUUUAGAUCCUUUAUCAAAGGAAGAAACUAAGAAACAAUUAACAAGAGCUUUAUCAUUUUCAAUUAAAUAAUAUUUUCUUAGCAUUUCAAAAAAGUUAAAAAUGAAAUGGACUGAUUAUUUAUAUUUCAUAAACUGCUUCUCUAAGUAAACUAUAUAUUUCAUUUAGUUCCAAAAAUUAUAAAGGUUUUUAAAUUUAAUACUCCUUUAAUAAAAUAAUUAAGUAAAUGGAUAUUUUAUAUAUACUAAAAAAACUGCAGGAAAUAGAUAAAUUGAAAAUGAUAUUAUUGACAGAAUCUUAGAUAAAGAUAUUUGAUUAUCUGUAAAAACCUACAAUUCCGUUAGAUACAGAUUCAGCAUAGUUUAAAAUAAAUUAAAAUUAUUAUUCUAUAUUAAAACCUAUAAAAAGUGAUUAUUAGAAGGCUAUUGAUGCUUAAAAUGCUUUUAAAGAUAUUGUUGAAAAUUUAGAUAAUCCUAUUAAUAUUAAAUUAAUAAAUUCUAUAGAUUAAACGAUAGUAGAUUUAUUAAAAAUGAAAAAAGAUAGUUUAGAUUAAUUAUCUUCAGAUGAUGUCUGUGUUAGCGAAUAAAGAUAUGAUCGAAAUGCAGUGCUUACUAUUGAUAUUAAUUAGAGGCAUUCUUCAUUAGCAAAUUGA
This is a messenger RNA of Paramecium sonneborni, 1954 nucleotides long. Lineage: Eukaryota; Ciliophora; Oligohymenophorea; Peniculida; Parameciidae. The record is from the annotation of a GenBank genome assembly.